AUGGAGAACUGCCUAUAUAUCACUGGAUUCGGUAACGGGGUCACCAAAGACGAGCUUAGAGAUUUUUUUGAAGGCUACGGUAAGAUUGCUCGAGUAGACAUUCUACCAUCAAGAGAUCUUGAAAGUACUCCUUACGCCUUUGUGCAGUUUCAGGAGGCUGCAGACUUUGAAGCUGCCCUUGCAAAGAAGUCCCAUCUCUGCGAUCUGGCUGUCGACCCUGAGAAAGGGUUGAAGGUGGAGAAAGCAAAAAGUGCACCAAAUCUAAAGCGAGACCGCAUGUUAGCGUCUCGUAGAAGGUACGGAAGUGGAGACGGCUAUCGCAGUUAUAGGGGUGGAUAUCGAGACUACUACCAUGACAGGUACUCUGAUCGUGGGUAUCAUGAAUAUAGUAGAGACCCCCAUCCACGAUACAGACCAUCGGAUUAUGACGAGGGAUACCACAGGAACAGCUAUGACCAUUAUUAUGGACCGGAACCCCCGUAUGAUUACAGAGAUGGUUACUAUAAUGAGAGAAGAUCAAGACCAAGUUCAAGGGACCCCAGAGACUAUGAUCCCGAUUAUUAUCGAGGAUACCACCCUCAAGAUCGCCACUACUACUCUUCCCGUGACUAUUCUAGGGAUUAUCAGAGAGACAGAAAAUAUGAGCACCCCCAAGACCAUGAAGGGAAGGCCUCCACUGCCUACUAUAGGGAUCGCUACCCAGUAAGGCCCUCGAGGAAAGACGAGGCCCUACCUUCAACUGGUCCACCAAGCGCAGAUGGUAAAUCACCAGUCGCAAACGAAGAACAGGACUCGUCUAUACGCAACAACUAG
Komagataella phaffii GS115 is the source of this 813-nucleotide messenger RNA. RefSeq lists its product as hypothetical. The coding region runs from base 1 to 813 and encodes 270 amino acids. The record is from RefSeq and is a predicted model, not a curated record. Lineage: Eukaryota; Fungi; Ascomycota; Pichiomycetes; Pichiales; Pichiaceae. The transcript has 2 exons. Gene Ontology annotation, molecular function: RNA binding.